AUGCGUAUGAUUACGUCUGUGUUGAACCACAUCGGGCGGAUGAAGUUUUGGAUAGUGUGGUGUCAAUCGAUGAUAUCGAUGCUGGCUGUGAUGUGGACUAUGUCCAUAGGAACGCUUUCCAGGGAGACAAGGCUUGCGUAA
Molecule: messenger RNA, 141 nt
Organism: Cooperia oncophora
Lineage: Eukaryota; Metazoa; Nematoda; Chromadorea; Rhabditida; Trichostrongylidae
Source: the annotation of a GenBank genome assembly